AUGCUCGCAGUCGCGUUUCUCGCGCGCGGCGUCCGCGCGUUCGCGCCGCGCGCCAAGCCGACGCGCCUCGUCGGCCGCGCGCUCGCAGCGGGCGGCGACAUGCCCGCGGACGACGAGGGCUGGCGCACGGAGCUCAGCCCGAACCAGUUCGCGGUUUUACGAAAUAAAGCGACGGAGCCCGCGGGCUUCUCGGAGACGACCGAGGGCGAGUUGGAGCACGAGCUCAAGAAGGACUUCGGGACGAAGUACCCGCAGCUCGGCGCCUACGAGUGCGCCGGCUGCGGCGCGGAGCUCUACUACGCGCGCGCGAAGUUCGACAGCGGCUGCGGCUGGCCCGCGUUCUACGACGGCGUCCCCGGCGCCAUCGAGGAGGUGCCCGACGUCGACGGCUACCGCGUCGAGAUCGUCUGCGCCAAGUGCAAGGGCCACCUGGGGCACGUCUUCAAGGGCGAGGGCUUCCCGUCGCCGACGGACGCGCGGCACUGCGUCAACGGCAUCUCGCUCCGCUACCAGCCGACGUCGUACCAGCCCGACGACGUCGAGGCGCUGCCCGCGCAGUUCGUUCCGAGGGCGGACCCGAGCGGCUUAUCCUAA
Messenger RNA from Aureococcus anophagefferens, 594 nucleotides. RefSeq lists its product as hypothetical. The record is from RefSeq and is a predicted model, not a curated record. The transcript has a single exon. Gene Ontology annotation, biological process: protein repair; response to oxidative stress. The coding region runs from base 1 to 594 and encodes 197 amino acids. Gene Ontology annotation, molecular function: peptide-methionine (R)-S-oxide reductase activity. Lineage: Eukaryota; Pelagophyceae; Pelagomonadales; Pelagomonadaceae.